AUGGCAGGCUACUUGAAGAAGAUUGGUAUUAAUUGCGAUAUGGGCGAGGGAUUUGGGAAGUGGAAAAUGGGUCCAGAUGCCGAGCUCAUUAAGCUCAUAGAUUACGCAAACAUUGCCUGCGGUUUUCACGCUGGAGAUCCGACUCUCAUGCUGAAUACUAUCCGACUAGCCAAGGCACAUGGGGUCAAGAUCGGUGCUCACCCGGGGCUACAAGACCUUCUCGGCUUUGGACGGCGAAAGAUAGAGGUUCACCCAGACGACAUGUACGCCAUGAUACUCUAUCAAGUAGGCGCACUGAAAGCGAUGCUGGACGCAGAAGGUGUACCCCUAAAUCAUAUAAAACCACACGGCGAGCUAUUCUUCUACAUGCAACGAGACCUAAGUAUCAUGGAUGCCGUCCUGCGCGCAUGUGCCGUCUUCGGUGUACCGGUCUUUGGGUCUAAGGGCACAGAGCAUCAAGCCGCCAUGUGCGAGAAAUACGGGCUUCUCUUCAUCGAGGAAGCUUACACCGAUCUCCAGUACAACAAAGACAAGAAACUAAUGCCAGCCAGCGAGAGCAAGAUGGCAACGGUAGAUGAUGUCUACUCAAGAACCCUUUCUAUUGGCUUAGAAGACACUGUGGCGGACAACGAGGGGUCGAUAUUCAAGAUUGGGUUCAACGGCGAACCUUUCCUGUUCUGCAUUCAUUCGGAUAUGCCAUCUGCCCUCGAGAACGCCAAGGCCUGUCGAAAGGGGAUUGAUGAGAUUAAUGCUAAGAGAGGUUGGUAG
Messenger RNA from Xylaria bambusicola, 768 nucleotides. Its product is annotated as LamB/YcsF. The coding region runs from base 1 to 768 and encodes 255 amino acids. Lineage: Eukaryota; Fungi; Ascomycota; Sordariomycetes; Xylariales; Xylariaceae. The record is from RefSeq and is a predicted model, not a curated record. The transcript has 3 exons. Gene Ontology annotation, biological process: carbohydrate metabolic process.